Molecule: messenger RNA, 3498 nt
Organism: Anopheles nili
Lineage: Eukaryota; Metazoa; Arthropoda; Insecta; Diptera; Culicidae
Product: mucin-2-like
Exons: 19
Source: RefSeq, a predicted model, not a curated record
AUGAUGAGCAUGAAGCUAAUCAAGGUGAUCAACGAGAGGAGCUCGGUCAUUUCGCUCGUAGUGCUGCUAGCCAGCAGCACGGCACGGGCGGACAUAUCCACACUACUACGUGGUGGAUACUCGAACAACAACAUCCUACAGAAUGAUGGUUACCACUACGAUAAGCCGAAAGUUCCGUUUGAAGAACCAACGACACCGCGCAAGUGUGCAGUAUCGGACCAGAACCCGGAUGGAAGCUGUGGCUACGAUUACCCGAAACCAGACCAAUCGUUUAAUCAGCCGAAUGAGUAUCUACCGCCGACAACGGUAAGUAAUUUGUAGGAAGAUGGAUUGAUAUAUAUGAUCCACUUUAAGCACGCACGAGCUGAGCUUGGUUUCCUAUGAUCUCUUCAGACCACUCGCAGGACGACAACUACAACACGGCCUACGACGACAACGACACGAAGAACGACAACCACUACCCGUCCAACAACAACGACUACACGCAGAACCACCCCAGUGCAGGAAUACUUGCCACCGAGCACCACCCGGCGGACGACAACAACGACGAGACCAACGACUACGUCGACACUUAGCACUACAAUACUUUGUGGUUAACCUCUCAUUCCUCAGACAACCCGAAGAACGACUACAGCCCGCGUUGUGACAACGACCAAGUGUCCUCUGUCGGCGCAGAAUCCGGAUGGAAGCUGUGGCUACGAUUACCCGCGGCCGGACCAGUCGUUUACGCUUCCGAAUCGUGUAUCGACCACCACACAACGACCAACGACAACCACCCGUAGGACGACGACCACGACAAGGCCGACGACAACGACCACACGUCGCACAACCACCACGACGAGGCCCACGACUAGAACGACCCAACGGAUCGUAACGACGACCAAAAAGUGUGCCGCCUCGUCACAGAACCCGGAUGGAAGCUGCGGUUAUGACUAUCCGAAGCCGGAUCAAUCGUUCACACUACCAAAUCGUGUCUCGACAACUACCACAAGGCGCCCAACUACGACUACUACCCGUAGGACAACGCCAUCGCAGGAGUAUCUCCCUCCUACGACGACCACUAGGCGAACAACCACUCGACCUACGACGACGACAACACGCCGAACAACAACCACAACUCGGCCUACAACCACGACACGGCGCACGACCACACCAAGGAUAGUGACGACCACAAAGUGCCCACCUUCGGCACAGAAUCCCGAUGGCAGCUGUGGCUACGAUUAUCCAAAGCCGGACCAAUCGUUUACACUACCAAACCGAGUGUCGACCACCACUACCCGUAGGACAACACCAUCCCAGGAGUACUUGCCUCCGACGACGACAACGCGCCGCACAACAACCACGACACGUCCAACAACGACGACGACUCGUCGUACUACGACCACGACACGGCCCACAACUACGACGACGCGCAGGACAACUACUCCGCGUCUUGUAACCACCACAAAGUGUGCUCCUUCUGCACAGAAUCCAGACGGAAGCUGUGGCUACGAUUACCCGAAACCGGACCAAUCGUUUACGCUGCCAAAUCGUGUCUCGACUACCACCACUCGUCGACCAACGACGACGACCACUCGUCGCACAACAACUACGACUCGUAGGACGACGCCGGCGCAGGAAUAUUUGCCACCAACUACUACCACUCGGCGGACUACAACGCGACCAACAACGACUACUACUCGGCGUACGACGACUACUACUCGUCCAACGACUACGACCACUAGAAGGACAACCACAACCACUCGUCCAACAACAAGGACUACGCAGCGGAUCGUAACGACUACAAAGUGUGCCCCGUCGGCUCAGAAUCCUGACGGAAGCUGUGGAUACGAUUACCCCAAGCCUGAUCAGUCGUUCACGCUGCCGAACCGUGUGUCGACGACCACAACACCUAGGCCAACAACAACAACGCGUCGUACUACAACGACAACUCGCAGAACUACUCCUGCUCAGGAAUAUCUUCCACCGACCACGACCACACGUCGAACGACGACCACAACAAGGCCUACAACCACAACGCGGCGUACAACAACGACAACUCGCCCCACCACAACAACGACACGAAGAACGACCACGACAACAAGGCCAACGACAAGGACGACCCAAAGGAUCGUAACUACAACGAAGUGUGCUCCAUCGGCGCAAAAUCCUGACGGAAGCUGCGGCUACGAUUAUCCGAAGCCAGAUCAGUCGUUCACGCUGCCUAAUCGCGUCUCGACGACUACUACAAGGCGUCCAACUACGACUACAACCCGCCGCACUACAACUACCACGCGAAGAACAACUCCGGCGCAGGAAUAUCUACCUCCAACCACAACUACUCGUCGACCAACAACGACCACGACCCGCCCGACAACUACGACAACUCGCCGAACUACCACCACUACGAGGCCUACUACCACCACUAGAUUGACGACAACUACGAGGAGGACGACAACGCCACCGAGAGUUGUGACCACUAAGUGUCCCGUGUCAGCUCAAAACCCCGACGGUAGCUGCGGUUAUGACUAUCCAAGGCCCGACCAGUCGUUCACGCUGCCAAACCGAGUGUCAACGACAACGCCCAGACCAACAACGACCACUCGUCGAACUACAACCACCACUCGUCGUACUACUCCGGCUCAAGAAUAUCUGCCACCAACGACCACCACAAGGAGGCCAACAACAACGACCACGAGGCCCACGACGACGACCCGUCGUACAACAACCACCACGCGUCCGACAACCACGACAACACGAAGAACCACACCAGCUACGGAGUAUCUGCCACCGACAACAACGACCAGGCGUACAACAACCACCACACGUCCAACGACAACGACCACUCGUCGGACGACCACGACGACUCGACCAACAACGCGAACAACUCCUCGCGUUGUAACUACCACUAAGUGUCCGCUAUCAGCGCAAAACCCCGACGGAAGCUGCGGCUACGAUUAUCCGCAGCCGGACCAGUCCUUCACUUUGCCAAACCGCGUCUCCACAACAACCACUGCAAGGCCUACUACGGUAAGUAAGAUUAUCGAGAUGUUGGAUCGAGUGGAAGAAGAUGUUAACCAUUUCGGAUUGUUCAUGCAGACACGCCGAACGACACCGUCGCAAGAAUACCUUCCGCCGUCGACCACGACGAGGCGAACAACCACAACCACGAGGCCCACGACGACGACUACGACCACGCGAAGGACAACAACUACCACUACGACAACUCCCCGGCCUACGACGACCACGGAGAAGGGAUGCAGCGAAUCGGAACUGAAUGCGGACGGAAGCUGUGGCUACGAUUAUCCCAAACCACCCAAUCCGCUCACACUGCCACCAAAGACACCGGCCACCGCCGCGCCUGAGUAUCUUCCACCGGAGGAGUCGACCGGAUACUCCUACCCGAAGCCAGCCAUACCGUUCAACUUCUAGACUCGGUUCAUCUCAUGUCACCCUAGUCGAAGUCGUGUGACCAUCGCCUUCGUUCCCGUUGCCAAUCUCUAAAAGGAUUCUCCCCUU